AUGUCACUUAGUGCAUCUCGACUUGUUCGAGCAGCAUGUGGUAGCCGAGUCGCUAUCAGAACCAUGUACAAAAAUCCCUACAUUGCGCGAUUCAAAGCACGAAGCAAGGUCUCGCCUGAUUUUUAUAAACAGACAACCGGACUAACUGGUCUUUUUGUCAACGAGCAUCCUCAUCGUACUCUUACUGUGGUGUACUGCCGUAUCUUGAAAGCACUGGAACAAAUCCCGCCCUCAGCGGCUUAUAGGAAGUACACUGAAGCUAUUGUGAAGCAACGGCUUGCACUGGUCCAGUCUGAAGACAGCAUCCCUGAGCUCGAACAGAAAAUUGGAAUGGGUCAGAUUGAGGAAGUAAUUGAGCAGGUGAGCUAUGCCUGCUUAUAUACAGUGCUCCUGAAUUGCAGAGUCGUUUGCACCAGCGGC
Cylicostephanus goldi is the source of this 420-nucleotide messenger RNA. The record is from the annotation of a GenBank genome assembly. NCBI's taxonomy places the organism in Eukaryota, Metazoa, Nematoda, Chromadorea, Rhabditida, Strongylidae.